CCCCACAGCUUCAUUCCCGCUCCUCUGAAAUCUUGUCAAUCUGCCACAACCUUUAGGUCCCUACCUGAGGUCUUCAUCCCUUAGGUCCAAUCUGGAUGCCGUGUCCUCGGUUGCCCUGGCUUCGUCGCCACCGAGCCUCUCAGAGCUCCAGCCCCGGCUCCCCAGGUGCCCUCUCCGCACCUAGCUCCCCUAGCAGAGGCGAAGAGGACGCAGAAGAGGACGAGGGUGAUGGCACCCCUGUCUCAGGCCCCAUCCUGCCUCCGGCAUCCCCCAUGGAAUGUCUUAUCUGUGUGUCACCCUUCGACGGAGUUUUCAAGCUGCCUAAACGCUUGGACUGCGGCCACAUCUUCUGUCUCGAGUGCCUAGCACGCCUGUCGCUGGCUACUGCGGGCGGCGGCGACGCAGUGGCUUGUCCCAUGUGCCGCGCGCCCACACGCUUGGCCCCACGCCGGGGGCUGCCCGCUCUGCCCACGCAGCCGGGUUUGCUGCCUCGCGACGCGUGUGCGUCGGCGCCACGCCAGGGCUCCGUGCGCUUCGACCGCCGUCGGGGGCUCUUGUACCUGCGGCCACCACCGCCGUCUCCUGGGCCACGCAAGAGCCGCACGGUGCGCGCCCCGCCGCCUCCACCCCCGCUGCGCCUCGGCCGCCCGCUGUCGCGUCGCCUGUCCCUGAGCAGUCCAGCGUGGGCUUUCAACGCAGCAGUGGCACUGGCCGUGCUGGUGGCUGCGGGCCUCAUAGUCUCUGGUGUCUACAUCUUCUUCCUCAUCCCUCAUGUCACGACCUCCGCACGGCCUCAGGUCGUGGCGCUGGCCCCUGAAAAUAGCUUCUGGGUCCCACCACGGCCCACGCCAGUGGCACCCUGGACCCACGCAUGGACACCGCGCCCUACAAAGCCUGACCUGGACCUGGACGAUGCUCUCCCAGAGGAUAAAAAGAACACACCGGAGCUUAAGGAGGCUGCCAAGAAUCCAGAAGAGACUCAGGAGAUCCCGGGUACACCACCGGCUCAAGCUCCGAAGGCAGAGUCUGAGCUUGGCUGGAACCGGAAGGUACGAGCUGAUGGGAAGAGAGUGUAA
Messenger RNA from Acomys russatus (golden spiny mouse), 1076 nucleotides. It is a transcript of the gene Rnf225, whose product is annotated as ring finger protein 225. NCBI's taxonomy places the organism in Eukaryota, Metazoa, Chordata, Mammalia, Rodentia, Muridae. Gene Ontology annotation, molecular function: ubiquitin protein ligase activity. Bases 96 to 1076 code for a protein of 326 amino acids. Gene Ontology annotation, biological process: protein ubiquitination. The transcript has a single exon. The record is from RefSeq and is a predicted model, not a curated record.